AUGGGGAUUGUGUGUAGCGGAACACAGGACCAGCAAAGUAACGCAGAGCUGGCGGCAAUGACGGCCUUUUAUUACCUUUUUCUUUAUGGCCUGCUUUUCCCGCCCGGUUCCCAGCGCCAGCGGGAAGGCCUCGCGCCGACAGGCCAGGUGUCUAUCUACCAGCAACCAAUCGUUGACGCCAAAGCGAUAGACCAUGCCACUGGCGCCAUAGUGGGCAUAGCCCCGCGCGUUGAUGGCACGGAUCCACGAGCUCUUGGCCUCGUGAGGGGGCGCUGCGCGACGCGGAACGCUGCGAACGUUACCACUACGUCUCAAAGAGGAAGUUAUGACGUGAACCUCGUACAUGGCAGCAGUGCCUCUGCGGAGAAGUCAGCUGGAACGGACGACCAGCACCCAAGUCCAACGAUGUUGCUGCUGCCCCUUGCAGGGGCGUUGACUGCACGACUGGCGCGCAUUCCCAGAACACUGCCGGGCCCUCGUGAAAACUUUUCUGGGCAGCGCCGGCGGUUGGCAGCAUCUCGCCCUGAAGACAGCGACCAGAGGGUGACACCACUUCUGCCCCCCAUGCUGCCUUUCUCACUACCCGCAACUCAACUGCACCCGUACUUGGAGAAAAAGCUUCACGCGCAUGUGUCCUCCGGGAUGUCGGCAGAAGCAGGUCUGAUGAAGGCCAUUGCGGAGCUUGCAAGAUUGCGAAGUUCGGCGUCAGCAGCAACGCAUGCAUUGCUGCAGUACGACCCAGAUUAUUCCGAGGAAGCAUGGGUUAAAGACUUCACUAAAUUUCCGUCUUCCAGCGCUCCGAUAGCGAAGAAACUCCUUUCUGGUCCCAAGGCCUUCGCGACUUGGAACGCACCACCGCCCACGCCAGCCGAAGAUAGUGCCGCUACGAGCGUCCGAACAUCCCCCCGAAAGACGCUGCAGCGUCGCUGGCCGGAUUCUGGUCUUGAUUCCUCCUUGGCGGCGGUAAUGUCAGAGCAUCCGCUUCCCUCGGGAAACUCCGAAUGGGAAACAGCUAUAAAGAGCCGCGUCACGUCCGCGAUUGAAAAGGAGGCAAGACGACUGGCCGUAAUCCUCUCCAUGUUUUCAAGAAAUGUGGCCGGACGCGUCGUUUUGGGUGAAGCAAAAAGAACCUUCGAUAACGAUGUCAAAACCUGGUGGCCUUCACAAGCGGCAUUUAUGAACGUAGAAACAGCCGAGGCGGCCUUCGUGAAACAACGGGACCUUGAGGCUCUCAAGGCCGCAUUCCUCCUUGGCGGACCGUCAGUGCGCUCGUACUACCGAUAUCUAGUUCAGAUGGAGGCAGGCGCCGCCCGCGAACUCACACAAAUACUGAAGGCGGAGAGACACCGUGAGAAGCUGUCCAUGCAUCCCAGCGUAUGCAGGCCACUCUUAGAAAUGAACCUGAGAAGACUCGCUAGAGAGACUCCGAAAUGGGCAGACGGCCCUCCGCGCGACUUGCUCCUUUGGUUCGGAGAAAAGCAUCUGCGAGAAAACCGGGCAGCCCCGGGGGGCAUGGGCACACGACGGAAACCACAGAAGAUACGGCUACCGCGAGGACCGGGGAAAAGAGUUCUUCACCGUAUUGAUGAAGAUUCCGGAGGGGAAGUAGAGAGCAGAUCUAAAGGAGGAACGUCUGCGGGUCAGAAAAGAACCAAACCCCCUUUGCCAGAGUGGCCGAUGUCUCUAGAGGAAGGAAUCAAUCGCGUGCUGGGAGCAUUUUCCUGCGGCGAACAGGAAGCCCUGCGGAAAUGUAUACCCAAGUUUGACGAUGCGGUCGCUGAUGCGGUGCGUAAACAUAAGGGAUCGAUUCCUCAAGUGAUGGUGAAUCGCGUGAGAGAGGAGAUUUUGAUCAAAUUAGGGGACAUUAUCUUUAGCUCUAUUCUGGAGGAAUCCUCAUCCAAGUGGCUACGCCGUCCCAAAAGGAGAUCGCUGAAACGAGGAGAGACCAGUAUGCCUUGUGAGGCGUCGGCCGUUCCUCACUGA
Messenger RNA from Besnoitia besnoiti, 1983 nucleotides. RefSeq lists its product as uncharacterized. The transcript has a single exon. Lineage: Eukaryota; Apicomplexa; Conoidasida; Eucoccidiorida; Sarcocystidae. The record is from RefSeq and is a predicted model, not a curated record. Bases 1 to 1983 code for a protein of 660 amino acids.